AAAGAGAAGACUUUGCUUGGGGUGGGUGCCUUGAUAUGCGCCGGGGUUAGCGUUAUUGCAGCACAGUACUUCGUCCUGAACUAUAUAUAUUUAUUUAUUAAGGAAAAUUACAUACUCCAUAUAUAGGAGUAUAUACAUUUGCAUUCCAUCAGAAAAAUGUCCAUAUCUGCAGGUUUCUUUGCACUACCAUUAUUCACACUGGUCCUAGUAGUGGUGUCGGGGACAAAUGUGGCGGCCGGAAAUGCAGAUGCUCCCAGCAGUAGCUCGGAGUUCCGCGAGCACUUCCUCAAACCCCACAACACCGCUCGCUAUAACGUGAACAAGCGCUUUAGCGGCGGACGGGGCCCACUCGGGAAACUAAAAUGGAACACGACCGUGGCGGCCUACGCAGAAGAGUACGCUCGGAAAAUGUCCCGACCCGGAGUGGACUGCUCCGAGCUUGUCCACUCCGGCAGCGACAUUUACGGCGAGAACCUGGCUUGGUGCAGCGGCGAGAUGAGCCCGGAGGAGGCGGUGAAGAUGUGGGUGGAUGAGAAGAAAUACUACAGCUACAAUCAAAAUGCUUGCGCGGGUGGGCAGAUGUGUGGACAUUACACUCAGGUGGUUUGGCAGAAGACGAGGUUUGUGGGAUGCGCUAAGGCUCUGUGCAACAAGAACAAGCUGGAAAACACGUCUGCCACCUUCAUCACGUGUAAUUAUUAUCCUCCGGGCAAUUAUAUUGGAGAGAGGCCUUACUAAUUGCAGUUAUUAUCAAGGUUUUAAAUAGCCGUAGCAGUAGAUCACGGUAGCGGCCUGUAGCGGCAUGUAGCCGAGUGUAGCGGUUGCAGCGGCGUGAAAUAUUUUCAAUUGCGCAAAACAUAAAUGUAUUUUUUUCACAUCAUUCACACAACAUUUAAUUUUGAGUUUUACUCCA
Cuscuta epithymum is the source of this 913-nucleotide messenger RNA. NCBI's taxonomy places the organism in Eukaryota, Viridiplantae, Streptophyta, Magnoliopsida, Solanales, Convolvulaceae. The record is from the annotation of a GenBank genome assembly.